This is a messenger RNA of Harpia harpyja (harpy eagle), 4220 nucleotides long. It is a transcript of the gene WEE2, whose product is annotated as WEE2 oocyte meiosis inhibiting kinase. The record is from RefSeq and is a predicted model, not a curated record. The coding region runs from base 1393 to 3075 and encodes 560 amino acids. Gene Ontology annotation, molecular function: magnesium ion binding; ATP binding; non-membrane spanning protein tyrosine kinase activity. The transcript has 12 exons. Gene Ontology annotation, biological process: protein phosphorylation; regulation of meiosis I; mitotic cell cycle. Gene Ontology annotation, cellular component: nucleus. Lineage: Eukaryota; Metazoa; Chordata; Aves; Accipitriformes; Accipitridae.
UCUUCCUGGACUUGACAGACUACUCCAAGGCUGAUGACACCCAGCAUUAACUGCACAUCAGAUGUGAGAAGAGCUGUUUUCCAACUUUCCCUGGACUUCAUUCAAAGCAACAGCUGGUUCAGACAAACUCCUGAGAAAGCUCAGCUUUCUGCCAACCAAGACUAUCUCACCAUUUCGUAGAAGGCAUAUGCUCUUAGAUUGAAAGACAACCUGCUGUUGCUGCAGUCAUCCGGACUCUUCCAUGUUUUGGAUACUUAGGAGAAACACCUCCCCUUUCCAUCUCCUGUUGGAAAGAUGACAUCCAAUCUCAUUCUGGAUUUUGAUGAGUCGAGAGCCUCUGACCUCUAGACUGAAGACACCUCUCUCUGGUGCAGUAUGAAACGGGUAACUUCUCGAAAGCCCUUUGGUGUUCCAGGACAUAGUGGCCAUGCUGUUUGGCAGUGUGCAUUUCUGACAGCCUAUCACACCUGGGGCUCCGUUCUUUUCACUACUUCCUUGGGAUUUUCAGUUCAAGACUGGGAUUCAGUCUUCACUAUCAGGGCCCUCUUUGCGAGCAUGAUAUCAGUUACCUCCCCCUUCCACUGAAGAACGCCACCAUGCUUUACAGAGCUCUUUCCUGCCUCUAGUACUUUUGCUAUGGAUUUGCUAAGAAAGUGUCUGUCUACAGAAGAAAGAGGAGCUCGCUCCCAGAUCUGGAUGCAAAUGGGCUGGCUCCUCCAUGUCCCAAGCUACUUCCUAAACUUUCUGAUCUUACCAAGACUUUCAGCUAUGCCCCACUCUUGCCUUUGCACCCCAGGUUGACACCAGGCAGCUGAAAGACCCAACAAUCUGUCUCGGGACAUCAGACCGCUAAGCACAGUACCUGUGUUAACAGAUGCGAGGCAGGUGCUAACUUUCUAUCUGUGUCAUAGCAUCCUGUUUUGUGGAUACCGCUAGAGCAGCAAGACUAAGAAAACAAAGUUAAGAUGUUUUCUGAAAUGCUGAUUUGCAGACUUGAAAUUAACAACCUCUGCCAGUAAAAGAAGUGAUACAACACCAAAGUUUGACAGUGCCGAGGGAGAUGGAUAUGGCAGUGAAAGGUAGAAAAUACAUUUCCUUGCCCCUCUCCUCUGCCCUCCUGGAUCGCAGCGCUCCACUUCAAAGCGCUAGAAGUCCCUGAGAUCCCACCAGAGGCCAGCCUCUAAACGCACAGGUCACCAAGAAACACGCAGCCAAGCUGCUGCUGGGGAUCGUGCCCUGCGUGCCUGCCCGAUUUACACCUACCAUCGCCGCCAUCCAUCGCCGAUAGCUGCAGGCAGGUCUAUGCCACGCCACACAGACCAAAGGAUGCUCUCGAGAUGCUGCUAACAGCAGGCCAAUAUCAGCUAUACCUCUUCUGUUUCAUAUGGUGAAAUGGAUGACUGGGACAACAGCGAGGAAUUUGUUCAGCGACUGGAUUUUUCCAGUUGUGGUGAAGAGAGUGAAGACAGAAGUGUAAGUGAGGAGGACAUCCUGAGCUCAAGCCCCCCCAGGAGCUGCGAGUUCCAGAAGUAUCAAGGGAGCAGUCCUCUGCCAGCAACCCCUCAGAGAGAGUUCAGUGAGAUUUUCCUGAGCAGGACAAAAGCCUUGAUGAGUCCUACCCUCAAGCCUUCCCCGGCCAUGAGCAAGAGCCAGGGUAAUGCCGAGACACCACUGCACAUCACCUGGAAAAAGCUGCAGCUGUGUGACACCCCGCACACUCCCAAGAGCCUGUUAUCGAAGACAGCUUUUCCUUCGUCUGGGACAAAGGUCCCACCCAAAGGCUUCCGACAUCUGAGAUUUACUCCUGGUGAUGACUCGGAUGACUCUGCCCAAGCUUCUCAUGUCAACAUUAAUCCCUUUACACCAGAGUCAUAUCGACAAAUGCUCUUUCUUCCUAAUGGCAAGCGGAAGACCAGAGAAGAGCUGAGUGAUUCUGACGCAAGAAACUGGAUAAAACAGGAGAUACCUACAAAGAGAUAUCCUCUGAAAGAGAGCAAUAUGGUUUCCCGCUACAAGAAGGAGUUCCUGGAACUAGAAAAAAUUGGUGUGGGGGAAUUUGGCUCUGUCUACAAGUGCAUCAAACGCCUUGAUGGAUGUGUUUAUGCCAUCAAACGUUCCAAAAGGCCUCUGGCAGGAUCCUCGGAUGAGCAGCUGGCACUGCGCGAGGUUUAUGCUCAUGCUGUCCUUGGACACCACCCCCAUGUUGUGCGCUACUACUCGGCGUGGGCGGAGGAUGACCACAUGAUUAUCCAGAAUGAAUACUGCAAUGGUGGGAGUCUCCAAGACAUGCUGUUGGAAAAUGCAAAGCUUGGCCAGUAUUUCCCAGAAGCAGAGCUGAAAGAAAUAUUGUUGCAAGUCUCCAUGGGGCUAAAAUACAUCCACAACUCUGGCCUUGUGCACCUGGAUAUCAAACCUAGUAAUAUCUUCAUCUGUCACAAGCUGGCAGUUGUGUGCCCUGCUGGGCAGGAAGAGAGUGACAGUGAAGAUGAAUUAUCUUCUGGUGUGGUAUAUAAGAUCGGUGACCUUGGCCAUGUGACAUCAAUAACAAACCCCCAGGUGGAGGAAGGAGACAGACGUUUUUUGGCCAAUGAGAUUUUGCAAGAGCAAUACUACUGUUUGCCGAAAGCAGACAUCUUUGCCCUGGCACUCACAGUAGCUCUAGCAGCCGGUGCGGCACCGCUGCCUCACAACGGGGCCAUGUGGCACAACAUCCGCAAAGGCAAUAUCCCACCAAUCCCCCAGAAGCUUCCUCACUGCUUUCUUGAACUCCUCAAGCUCAUGAUCCAUCCUGACCCAGUGGAAAGACCUUCUGCCACAGCUCUUACAAAGCAUCCAGUUCUCCGUCCUUCAUGUGGAAAAGCUGUGCAGCUCCAGAAGCAGCUAAAAGUGGAGAAGUGCAAGACUGCCAUGCUGGAAAGGGAACUUAAAGCAGCCCGCCUUGCCCAGACCCUCAUGAAGAACCAGCCCUUAGGAAGUGCCAAGUUGCAAGAGUCUGAAACAUCUUCUAAGCAGAACAGCAAGCGCUUGGUGGGAGGGAAGAGCUGUCGCUCAUUUAGCUUUACUUUGGGUUACUGAACUUCUGUGUUGUCCAAAAAGCUCUGGCUGCUGAAUGGCCCUGUGAAAGCAGAGGGCGUGCACACGCCAAUGCCCCAUGUUAGCUCUCCCUGUCACGGUUUUUGGUUCCCUCAUUAGUUAUGGUGAGAUGUUGGCUGAUGGAAGAAUGACUAUCUGACAAGUGUCAGAUCAUGGGAUUUAAGAUUAUUGUUCUCAGUCUUUUACCUGUUUAAUUUCUUGUGUAACUGGUCUUGGUCUAGACUCAGAAUAGCUUUGCCAUACAAGGGAAAGGUUGGCAUUUCCUCGCUUCGCUCUUUGUCUAGUUGGGCCCUGUUAUUGAUGAUGUUUUUAUGGACUUAAUGCUCUGGCCACCUGUGUAUCUUUAGAGGGGAGAUAGUGGCUGUACAUGGAGACAGCAUCUACAGCUGGGUCCUCCUAGAAGUGAGGAGAUGGAGACUAUGGUAGACAGUUUUAACUACACAUCAGGAGACAGACUGGUUAUGUAGCAGUCCUGGUGGACUUGGGAUGCAACUGGAGUGGCAUUUCACUGAGGGGGGGACAAAGAAUAAAAGGAAACACUUUGAGUUAAGGGGGCCUUACUUGUGGAAGUUGAAGGAAAACUUCCCCUCCCUUAACUUCCAGUGACAAGCAUGGUAUCAUGUAACUGACAUGGUUAAGCUCUUGCAGACUAGUCCCCGAUGCCUGACUUGUUCUAUGUUAAUGAUCGGCAAGGACUCCUUGCUUAAAGUGGGGGGAAUAACUGCGGUGUGCUGGCAGGUGGGUCUGUGUACCCGGUUCCCUUCCACUACCUUACACGUGGUACAACCGCCUGCCUGCAGACUGCAGCCUGUCAGCAACGGUGAGGGAAAUCAUAUGGAGGGGCUUCUCAGGCCUUGUCAGCUCUCUGGAGUUGCCCGUGUAAAGUGUGUAUGUAUUUUUAAUAUUCGUUAAAUCUCAACCCCCUGCUUAACGUAACUUUCUGAGUCCUUGCCGGCUGCGUGUCUCGCUGUGGUAGCUGGAGUGCUGUUAGGCGGGAGAGCGUGGAGUUGGUAACUCAGUUAUUUUCGGAUUUUACUGAAGCUUGUUCUCAGGUGUUGGACAGUGCUGGCUUUUUAAACUGUUAGAUCCUACCCUUUAAGAAGCGAAACGUGCAAUAAAGAUUUUAA